AUGUCUCUCAUCGCACGCUUCAAUCCGAUCAAUGUCCAAUGCCGAGGAUUCAGCGGGACUGCCAACGCGCUAGCUAAAUCGACCAAACAACGUCUUAAGUUUGAGCACAGCGCCGUGCCGCCUUAUCCCUACGGACCAUCUCAGAUUUACAAGCAGUCCAACUUUGGACUUUAUGGCACUCAAAAGAUUCGCUUUGGAAACAUGGUGUCAGAGCGCAAUGAGAUAAAAACUCGGCGCCACUGGCGGCCAAACGUGCAUCAGAAAGAGCUCUACAGUGCGAGUCUAGAGAAAAAUAUAAAGAUUCGUAUCACUACACGCGUACUACGGACAGUUAGAAAGGUUGGCGGCCUUGAUGAGUAUCUGCUGGGCGAGAAGGCGGCGCGCAUCAAAGAACUUGGCAUGGGUGGCUGGAAACUCCGCUGGCGAAUAAUGCAGACCCCGACAGUCCGCGAUCGAUAUAAUAAACAGCGCAAGGAACUUGGGCUACCACUCGUAGGUCUGCCGCCCGGCGCGACAGACGAGCUUCCCGAAAAUGGGCAAGUGAUAGCUGAAGAAAUCAAAACGAUAGACGAACAAUUAGUGCAGGGCACUACAAUAAAUAUGGGUCAGGAGGAAGACUUAUGUGAACCUGAGCAUCCUACUGCAACUCCAAGCCCCCUCUGA
This is a messenger RNA of Blumeria graminis f. sp. triticale, 663 nucleotides long. The record is from the annotation of a GenBank genome assembly. Lineage: Eukaryota; Fungi; Ascomycota; Leotiomycetes; Helotiales; Erysiphaceae.